CUAGCCUUUUACCUCACAGUAGCAACAGAGACUUCAGAUAGUUUCCUGCUGAAAUUCUCAGCUUUCUUGCCAGCAGAAAGAUGUUAUCUCCCAAGUAUCCCAUCAUUGCUUAGCUGCUUAUUACUCUAGUACUUCAGAAUGCCCAGAACUGCAUGAUGCAUUGCAUUCUCCCUGUGUUGAUAUUUCCAUGUGCCUUCCAACCUGCCAAGGACACAGGGCAAGGAGCUGCCAACUCCAGUGCCACUCAAGGCCCCUCCUCUCACUUCCCACCCCUGAAGGAAAGAUCCUUCCCUCUCUGCUUCAUUUCCUCGAAGGAGGACAGGACAGUUUUUUUGUUUGUUUUUUAGCAAACACCGCUCUAAAAAUUAUUGUAACAUUCAUUUUUGUGUCAGUGGGAAGCUAGCAAAGAUGGACUGGAAACAAGUACUUUUUCUUUGCUGCCUCAUGACUUUCGUGCUCCUGACUGUCCUUGAGGGAGGCAAUACCGUAGCUGUGGGUUCUCAGAAAGCAGCCGCUGGUGAAUCAAGCAAGCAAAGUCUGAAAAAGAGAGUCUUCAUGAAGGAAUCAGACGCCUCUAACUUUUUCAAGAAGAGAGGCAAAAGAUCUACCAAAUCCAGGGACGAACUCAAUGCGGAGACCCACCAGAUGUUGGCCGCUGAUGAACAAAGGAGGGAAUACUACGAAGAGCAGAGGAAUGAAUUUGAGAAUUUUGUUGAGGAGGAGCGUGAUGAGCAGGAUGAGAGAAGCCGAGAACAGAUUGAACAGUGGCGGGAGUACCACUAUGAUGGCCUUUAUCCACCAUAUUUAUACAAUCGCCACAUUGUCUAGAGCUAGCCAGAGGAUUGGACCACACACAGCAAAACCUGAAAUUGUGGCCUGUUCGUGCCCUUGGCAAGACCAUCACCAAGGCAACCUUAUUUGUGCCAUGGCUACAUUAUUGAUCCUUCUCUUUGUUGCAUCCGUUAAUAUUGACUGUACUCCUAGGUUGCUUUGCUUUGUAUUUUGAGGCACCUGCAGAUAAAAGAAUCUGGACCUUCAUGCAUACAGCAAACAUAAAGCAGAAAGGAUCAGACCUGUAUAUAUCUGCACAAUUCCAUUUAGAACAAGCUUUCUUCUAAAAUAAUCAAUAGAUUUGAAAGAAUAAGAAAGCCAGUUUCUGCAGUAAUUGAAAUAUCUGGUACUUUUUGUAAAAUUCAGGAGCAAAGUAUAUUGCCUUAAUGUUAUAUUUGUUUAAUAAAGAUAUUUUAGCCUA
Molecule: messenger RNA, 1252 nt
Organism: Sphaerodactylus townsendi
Lineage: Eukaryota; Metazoa; Chordata; Lepidosauria; Squamata; Sphaerodactylidae
Gene: UCMA
Product: upper zone of growth plate and cartilage matrix associated
Exons: 5
Coding region: 409-828 (139 amino acids)
Biological process (GO): embryonic skeletal system development; regulation of osteoblast differentiation
Cellular component (GO): extracellular matrix
Source: RefSeq, a predicted model, not a curated record